AUGCAUUUUCAAGUCUCCCAACGGGGUGUCGUCUUCUUCCGUGCCCAAGAUAACCUCAAUGAUGACCUGCAGAAGAAGCUGGUGCACAAGCUAGGGCAGCUAUCUGGCAAGCCAGCUGAUUCAACUCUGCACAUCCACCCUGUGCUCAAUAACACCAACGAGUUCGGUGUCAACGAUGCGCAGGUCAGCUCCAUCAGCUCGGUCGCCCGCAAGAAGAUGUUCCGUCAUGAAAACCAGCGCAACAAACGUCGCUACGAUUCGGCCCAGUGGCACUCGGAUAUUCAAUUCGAGCCCUUCCCGGCGGACUACACUUCGCUCCGGCUAACCCAGCUGCCAAAGACUGGUGGUGACACCCUCUGGGCGUCGGGCUAUGAGCUCUAUGACCGGUUCUCAAAGACAUACCAGAAUUUCUUCGACACUCUGACUGCAACCUUUAUUGGCUCGGGCUUCCUCGAGGCUGCUAAGGCAGAUCCAGAAAAUGUCUAUAUUCAUGCUGAUGCACGAGGUAACCCGCAGAAUGUUGGCAAGGAGCUGUCCACGGUUCAUCCUAUCAUACGAACCAACCCUGUGACGGGUUGGAAGAGUCUGUACGCUAUUGGGCCAUUCCCCAAAGAGAUUAAUGAACUCAGCCCGAACGAGUCGGAUGAGCUGCUGAAGAAGUUCUACAAUACUAUCCUCGAAAACCACGACCUCCAGGUGAGGUUCAAGUGGAGGAACCCGAACGAUAUUGCCAUUUGGGACAACCGCUGUGCUUUCCACUCUGCCACAUUUGACUACGAAGGACUUGGAGAGCGAUAUGGCCACCGGGCAGUUGGCAUUGGUGAGAAACCGUACUUGGACCCAAACAGCGUGUCGAGGGCGGAGGCAUUGGCUGCUGGAGAUGCUUGA
Molecule: messenger RNA, 888 nt
Organism: Penicillium lagena
Lineage: Eukaryota; Fungi; Ascomycota; Eurotiomycetes; Eurotiales; Aspergillaceae
Product: TauD/TfdA dioxygenase family protein
Exons: 2
Coding region: 1-888 (295 amino acids)
Cellular component (GO): cytoplasm
Molecular function (GO): 2-oxoglutarate-dependent dioxygenase activity
Source: RefSeq, a predicted model, not a curated record